Messenger RNA from Cinara cedri, 1653 nucleotides. The record is from the annotation of a GenBank genome assembly. Lineage: Eukaryota; Metazoa; Arthropoda; Insecta; Hemiptera; Aphididae.
AUGAUUUUACAUAAUGAUGAUUCAGCUCUGAAAAUAGAUGGGAAGGACUUUAUUAUAGAACAAGAAGCUUUUAUAGAUAGCAGUCAAGAGGUUAUUACACAACUUAAAUCAGAAACACAAAAGUUAGCUUCCAUUUAUAAUAUACCAAACUAUAUAGAUGAUGGUAUCCAAUUUCCAAUUAAUGAUGACAUGUAUAACACACUAAAUUUCAUUAAUUUCUAUAAUGAAAGUGAUCCAGUGUUAAAAAGUAUCACGCAAAAAACAAACGGCCUUUAUUUUACAAUAGAAGAUAGUAGUCAAAAUUAUUCUAGGAGUGCUUAUAUAUCAGAUCAAAAUGGAAUAAUUCUUCAUGAGUAUGAUAACUCUCCAUAUCGAUUUUCUUUAUAUCCUUACUACUAUCGCUUACAUGAUCUGGAAAUUAAAGAAGAAUUAGAAAAAAAAAUUCAAAAUUUAGAAGAAAAACUUAAUAAUGUAAAAAAAACGCCUGGUCCAGAAGGUAAAAUAGGGAAGCAAGGCGAUAAAGGUGAGAAAGGUAACGAUGGUCCUAUGGGUCAUCCAGGUCCUCAAGGCUUUAAUGGUACACGAGGUGAACCUGGUUUUAGAGGUCAAGACGGCCUUAGAGGUGAGAAAGGGAAUCCAGGUGAUAGAGGUAACGAAGGUCCUAGGGGUCAUCCAGGUGAACAAGGUCCUAAAGGCUUUAAUGGUACACAAGGUGAACCUGGUUUUAGAGGUCAAGACGGCCCUAAAGGUGAUCAAGGUAUACAAGGCCCGAAGGGAGAAGAUGGAAUAGAUGCUGAAGCUGCUAAUAAGCUUGUGAGUACAGUAAAUCAAGCAAAAAUUGACAUUAGCAAUAUUCAAAAAACAGUAGCGGCCGAUAAAAAUGCUGCUGAAAAUGCUACUAAAAAAGCUCAAAACUCUGAACUCCAGGUCACAAAACUACAUCAAAAAACAGAAGCUGCCGCACAAAGGGCUGAGAGAUCUAAAAAUGACGCAAUACAAUCACAACGCAACGCAGAUACUUACCGUCAACAAGUACAAAAUAUGUUUUGCAGAAUAAAACCUGAAGAUCCAGUUUGCCCUGCACACAGUGUAACAAGAAGUAAAAGAGCAAUUGAAAAUUUUUACAUUCCAUCAAUGACAAACAAAGCAAGUGGACCAACUUUAUUUAUAUCUCAGGUAAUAACUUUCUUUUCCUCUUUGAUAGGAGAAGAUAAAUACAAAAUAGAAAAUACAAUACAAAAUCUGAACCAAACAGCAAAAAUAGUAGACACUGUAGAUGUUGUGAAAAAAUUUAAAAAGGUAUUAGGAGAAACUGCUUUAACAUGUGGCAUUUCAAGAAAAAGCUUAAAUUUCGAUCCAAUAGAACUACAUUCAUCUAUUAUAGAUAAGUCAUUUAAUGAUGAAAAUCACGAUAAGCUGUUGGAAUUCUUAUGUUUAGCUGCAGAAAAAUCAUGCUCAAAAUGUAAACAAAUUGACAAAUUUUUAGCUGCUUUUGAAAAGAAUAUGCAAAAAACGCUAGUAAGCAAUGAGCAGCAUCAAAAAAGUUUUUCUAAUAUUGAGAAAAAUGAGCAACCAAGAAGUUUCAUGACCGACAUCACUUCUCUAAGAAACAUAGGCAAAAUUGGUCAGGUGGUUGCUGGAUAUUUAAGAUAG